AUGGCAGCAGUCGACGGUUUUAGCAUCCCCGUCCAGCCUUUCACCAAUGGCUAUGGUCAAGAUUAUACCCCGCCAAUUGACCUCGGUCCCAAGGAGAAAGUGACCGUCGAGAUCAAAAACACACCCACCUCCGAGCCUAUAUCCACUCCCGAGUCAAAACCGGCCCCGGUUUACAAAUCAGCUUUCCAGCUAGAAGAGCAUCCUAUUGAUGAAGUAAAGCCCAUCAAAGUGGGUGUCAUUGGCGCGGGGUUGACAGGUGUCACCGCUGGUGCGUUGUUACCAGCCAAGGUACCGGGUUUGGAUUUGCGCAUUUACGAUAAGAAUGCUGAUGUGGGAGGGACUUGGUUCGAAAAUACAUAUCCCGGGGUUCGAUGCGAUGUCCCCGCGCAUGUGUAUCAGUCUGGCUUUGCUCCGAAUACGCAGUGGACUGAGGAAUUCGCGCAGGGUCAUGAGAUUCGCGACUACUGGAAGAGUGUUGCUCAGAAGUAUAACGUCUACCAAUAUCUGCGACUGCAGCAGCAGGUAGAAAGUGCCGAAUGGGUCCCUGAGAAGGCGAAGUGGAAAGUCACGUUGCAGGAUUUAACCAAUUCCAAGACAUACGUCGAAGAGCUGGACAUUGUCAUCAAUGCUAUCGGCCACUUCAACGCCUGGAAACUCCCCGACUACCCCGGAAUCAACGAGUACAAAGGGGCCCUCUUCCACUCGUCAAACUGGGACCACAGCGUUGACCUCAAAGACAGACGAGUGGCCCUAAUCGGCAAUGGCGCAUCAGGCCUCCAAGUUCUUCCAUCCGUCCAACCAAUUGCCGCGCAUGUUGACCACUACGCCCGUAACCGCACUUGGAUCGCAGAUUCCUUCGGCGUGACAGGAGUCCGUCGGCUCGAACCCAACUUGUUCCCAGAAGAGCAGCGCGAGUCCUUUAAAGACCCGCAGACAUACCUUGAAUACCGCCGGGGAGUUGAAAAAGGCUACUUCCAGCGCUUCGGGGCUAUCUUCAAAGACUCCCCAGAGAACCAACAACAGCGCGACCAAUGGAGCGAGCUCAUGCUAAAACGAGUCUCUGAUAAACCCGACUUAUCCGACAAAAUCAUCCCAGACUUCCCACCAAACUGCCGUCGUCCCACCCCGGGCCCGGGAUACCUCGAAGCCCUAACCAAGGAGAACGUGUCAUUCAUUCAGACCCGGAUCUCGCACUUUACGGAAACUGGCAUCGUGACCGUCGAUGGCGAAUCCAGAGAUGUAGACGUGGUCAUCUGCUCCACCGGCGCAAACAGAGACCACGCACCCCCCUUCCCCAUCACCGCCAACGGCUACAACCUCCAAACAGACUGGCAGCACUCCGGCCGCUGGGGCUUCCCUUACACAUACUUGGGCGUAGCAACACCGCACUUCCCGAACCUUCUCUGGCUCGGAGGCCCCUACUCCAGCGGCCACAGCGGGACCGUCCCCAACGCAGUCGAGAACCAAGUCACCUACGUCGCAAAGGUGCUCCGCAAAGUGCGCGGGCAAGGAAUCCGCACUAUCGUCCCCUCCAAGGCCGCAGCGGAUGACUUUGUGCAGUUCUGCGACGCGUUCUACCCGCGCACCGUGUGGUCUGCGAACUGCAGCUCGUGGUAUAACGGUGGACGACCUGGAGGACGAGUUCACGGGUUAUUCCCGGGUAGUGCCACGCUCGUGAAUAUCGUACGACGGGAACCCAGGUGGGAAGAUUUUGAGUAUACGUAUGACAAUGCGAGCGGGAAUCGGUUUGCAUGGCUUGGGAAUGGAUGGUCGAAACGGGAGUUGGCGGCCAAGGAGGGCGAGGAAGUGGAGUUGACGCCGCAUUUACGGUUACCAGAGGAAAUUGAUUUGAGGAUGCAUCUGGAGGGGUGGUGGGAUGUUUAG
Messenger RNA from Aspergillus chevalieri, 1884 nucleotides. Its product is annotated as flavin-containing monooxygenase. Gene Ontology annotation, molecular function: flavin adenine dinucleotide binding; N,N-dimethylaniline monooxygenase activity; NADP binding. The coding region runs from base 1 to 1884 and encodes 627 amino acids. NCBI's taxonomy places the organism in Eukaryota, Fungi, Ascomycota, Eurotiomycetes, Eurotiales, Aspergillaceae. The transcript has 3 exons. The record is from RefSeq and is a predicted model, not a curated record.